UUUUCAGGAAACCAUCUUUGUCCCAGACAGAAGGGAAAAAAGUGUAAAAGCAACAGAUCCGAGGGGCGUCUUAUCUUGUAGAAUAAAACCUGAAUCGUCUCUCAGGAUAAGCUGUGCUGAAGGGGAUGCUGGGGGUGGCAGAGAUGACGGGCAGCAACAUGGCCAAUGCCCUGGCAAACGCCUCAUGCGAACGGUGUAAAAGCGGAUUUGCCCCAGCAGAGAAGAUCGUCAACAGCAACGGCGAGCUGUAUCACGAACAGUGCUUCGUCUGCGCCCAGUGUUUCCAGCAGUUUCCUGAAGGGCUCUUUUACGAGUUUGAGGGAAGGAAAUACUGUGAGCAUGAUUUCCAGAUGUUGUUUGCUCCCUGUUGUCACCAGUGUGGGGAGUUUAUAAUUGGGCGUGUGAUUAAGGCCAUGAAUAACAGCUGGCACCCUGACUGUUUCUGCUGUGAUAUCUGCCAAGCCGUGCUCGCCGAUGUUGGAUUUGUCAAGAACGCCGGCCGCCAUCUCUGCCGUCCGUGUCAUAACCGCGAGAAAGCUCGAGGCCUCGGGAAGUACAUCUGUCAGAAGUGUCACGCCAUCAUUGAGGAACAACCCCUCAUUUUCAAAAACGACCCUUACCAUCCCGACCACUUCAACUGCAGUAACUGCGGUAAGGAGCUGACUGCCGACGCUCGCGAGCUGAAAGGAGAGCUUUACUGCCUACCCUGCCAUGAUAAGAUGGGAGUGCCGAUCUGUGGCGCCUGCAGGCGUCCUAUCGAGGGCCGUGUGGUCAACGCCAUGGGCAAACAGUGGCAUGUGGAGCAUUUUGUCUGUGCCAAGUGCGAGAAGCCUUUCCUGGGACACCGUCAUUACGAGAGAAAGGGACUUGCUUACUGCGAGACUCACUACAACCAGCUCUUUGGUGACGUUUGUUAUCAUUGCAACCGCGUGAUCGAAGGAGAUGUGGUGUCGGCUCUGAACAAGGCUUGGUGUGUGAACUGCUUCUCGUGCUCGACCUGUAACACCAAGCUCACCCUCAAGAACAAGUUUGUGGAGUUCGACAUGAAGCCGGUGUGUAAGAAAUGUUACGAGAAGUUUCCUCUGGAGCUGAAGAAAAGACUUAAGAAGCUGGCGGAGACCCUGGGCCGCAAGUAGAUCUCCUCGCCCACAGGGGGAGCCAAAGGAUGGUCAAGUAUUACAUCUAUGGUGCUUAAAGAAUAAACAGAGACCAAACUAAAUCUGGACCGCAUAUUAUCUCGGAUUAGUCGUCAUUUGUGUCUUACUUUGUUUUCGUACUUAAACUUUAAAUUUGUUUUUCCAUGACAGUUCGUAGUCAGUGGAUUUUCUUUGGUCUCACACCAACAGAUGUUCCUGUCUUAACACACUGCAACCAAAACCAAACAAAUGCUUUUAUAUUGUUUAUCGAGAUAUAUGUACUUGCAUGUUUAUAAAGAUAAUGCUAGUUGUAUUCACACUGUUCAGAAUGAUUAUUCAGCACAUUUUUGAAUUCUGUUGCUUCAUAUGCAAUGCCACAGAGCUUAUUCUCAAGGCUGAACCCCUUUCUGUGUCUGACCCAAGGACCAGCUUUGAUGUAUUGAUCUGAGAGUUGCAUUUGAUAUUUAAUGUAUGCUCAAGCCUCACAUUUUUCUGUCAGACAGGGGAUCAAAAGUUAAUGCAUGAUGUAAUGAGCCUGGAGGAACACGACAAGCUCUAAACCAAACUCUUCGCUCGACUGAAAGUGCUCAGGCUGUGUAAUCUCCUUCCCAGUUUAAAUUAUCUUGCUUUAUUAAAGCCUUCACUGUGUUCUCGAAAUAUGCAAUAAAUUAGACCACUUAUAGUUCCUUCUGAGAGGUUUAUGAACUGUGUUGACUGUCUUGUGUCAUAACAUCCUCGUCUUUUUCAUUUUGAUUUAAGUUUAUUUUUAUGACAUGCCUGCCUUAUUUUUUUUUUUGGAGAAAAAUGCCUUUGAUAGUCUCCAUAUAUAAUGAACUUGUGCCUUGUGUAUUGUUAUUUACAUUGACAGUAAUUACUUACGGUUUAUGUAACAGUUGACUAAACAUAAACGAUUUGACUGUCCUUUGAUUUUAUAAUCUGUUUCAAGUACGAAAGUCUUUUUUAAUGCCUUCACUACAUUUCUGCUUACAUUAAUUCACAUAAUUAUAUUUUGUGUUUGAUUAUGCAUUAAGCUACUUGCAGUUUUUUUUAUUUUUACAGUCAGACAUUUCAUUUUAAUUAACAGUAAUUUUUAAAGCCAUAGCAAAACUGCUUUAUGAUUUCAUCACGGUCUGCGUUCACUGAAUGAUGCAUUUUUGGCAAAAUAUGUAUUAAUGUGCUUGCUGGCAGCUUUUAAAGAUAAAUCUCACUAUGUUCUGUAUGAAAUAUCAAAAUAUAUUAAUAAAGUAUGCACUAUUUCUGA
Molecule: messenger RNA, 2397 nt
Organism: Labeo rohita (rohu)
Lineage: Eukaryota; Metazoa; Chordata; Actinopteri; Cypriniformes; Cyprinidae
Gene: lims1
Product: LIM and senescent cell antigen-like domains 1
Exons: 10
Coding region: 126-1136 (336 amino acids)
Biological process (GO): positive regulation of substrate adhesion-dependent cell spreading; cell-cell adhesion; positive regulation of integrin-mediated signaling pathway
Cellular component (GO): focal adhesion; cytoplasm; cell-cell junction
Source: RefSeq, a predicted model, not a curated record